UUUCGUCGUUUCUGUGUUUAGAGCUGACAUUUUACUGCGUGUGUUGAUACAAUCGCCAUGGCGUUCUGGCAGUAGCGUUUAAUUAGUUAAUACUGUUAUUAGAAGACAUUGAAGAAACAUGCCUAAGGUCGUGUCUAGAAGUGUUGUGUGCUCUGACACCAGAGACAGGGAGGAGUACGACGACGGAGAGAAGCCCCUCCAUGUCUACUACUGCCUGUGCGGGCAGAUGGUGCUGGUGCUGGACUGCCAGCUGGAGAAGCUACCGAUGAGACCCAGGGACCGAGCCAGGGUGAUAGACGCCGCCAAACACGCUCACAAGUUCUGCAACGUGGAGCAAGACGAAAGCGCCUAUCUGAAGAGACCCGACGGCAUAGAGAGGCAGUAUCGAAAGAAGUGCGGCAAGUGCGGCCUGAUGCUCUUCUACCAGCACCAGGACAAGAACACUCCCGCCACCUUCAUCCUUGAAGGAGCCGUCGUCAAGUUCGGACAGGGCUUCGGUAACACCAGCGUCUACAGCCAGAAGCAGCCGGAAGCUCCCAAGAAGGUCCGAGUCAUGAUGACCAAGAGGACCAAAGACAUGGGCAAGUUUAGCUCCGUCACCGUGUCCACCAUCGACGAGGAGGAGGAGGAGAUAGAGGCCAGGGAAGUGGCGGAUUCCUACGCUCAAAACGCCAAAGUGAUCGAGAAGCAGCUGGAGAGGAAGGGGAUGAGCAAGAGGAGGCUGCAGGAGCUGGCAGAGCUGGAGGCUAAGAAGGCCAAGAUGAAGGGUACACUGAUUGACAAUCAGUUUAAGUAGAGGAGUGUAUCCAGAGAGGGACACAAACACUAUGGCUGCUGUCUUCUGGAUAUCCUAAUCUGUGCAGGACUGGCCUGAAAAGUUUGUGGUCAGCACAGCAUCAGUAGAGAAAGAGGGGACAAUAUGUGGACUUGGCUGAUGAUGUAAACAUUUUUUUUUUUAAGUGUUAUUUUGUACAAACAUUCAAGGUCCAAUAAAUCGGUUUGUUACUUUGU
Scomber scombrus (Atlantic mackerel) is the source of this 1011-nucleotide messenger RNA. Its product is annotated as STING ER exit protein. NCBI's taxonomy places the organism in Eukaryota, Metazoa, Chordata, Actinopteri, Scombriformes, Scombridae. The record is from RefSeq and is a predicted model, not a curated record. The coding region runs from base 119 to 796 and encodes 225 amino acids. The transcript has a single exon.